ACUGAAUGCGGAGUGCGUUUGGGUGUUUUUCGCACAUUCUAGAAUCUUGCAACAGCUUUGAUAUUCGGUAUAUAUUCAGGUGCUAGACACUCUCACCUCAGUAUCAACAGCAAAUUUGUGCUCUAUAGGUGUAUCAGCAUAAAAUAACUCAAAAAAUGUCUUCGGUACCAUUGACUUUCCGCGACUGGUGGAUUGAUGACGACAUGUUCUUUUCCCGUCCAUCACGCUUAAUGGACCAACAAUUCGGUCUCGGUCUUCGUAGAGAUGACCUUCUUAAUUCCCUGGAGUCCACACUGAGUUCCUACCGCAGACCCUACAUUCGCCCAUGGAGAACCGCUAAUGCCCUCCAGAAGCAGGAUUCCGGCUCCACCAUCCAACAGGACAAAGACAAAUUCCAGCCCUCGCCUAUUAGUAAGGCUUCUGAAUUGUUCCAGGUAAUACUGGAUGUCCAACAAUUCGCCCCCAACGAGAUUACCGUCAAGACAUCCGGCUCCAGCAUAGUGGUUGAGGGAAAACAUGAGGAAAAACAAGACGAACACGGUUACAUCUCUAGGCACUUCGUCAGGCGAUACAUUUUGCCAUCCGACCACGACAUCAACCAAGUUUCGUCUUCGUUGUCUUCUGAUGGUAUUUUGACCGUAAAUGCUCCGAAGAAAUCGUUGCAACCACAAAACACCGACAGGGUUGUACCCAUUGAACACACCGGUCCGGCCAAAGCCACAGUAACUGAAAGUCAACCAAAAAUUGAACAUCCCAACUAAGAUAUUUUUUGUACCAACUCCUAUUUAUUUAUUUAUUUGCAAAUACAUUUUAUAAAGUUUUAAUUAAUA
This is a messenger RNA of Aethina tumida (small hive beetle), 830 nucleotides long. It is a transcript of the gene l(2)efl, whose product is annotated as protein lethal(2)essential for life. Gene Ontology annotation, molecular function: protein folding chaperone; structural constituent of eye lens. Gene Ontology annotation, biological process: protein refolding; response to heat. Lineage: Eukaryota; Metazoa; Arthropoda; Insecta; Coleoptera; Nitidulidae. The transcript has 3 exons. The record is from RefSeq and is a predicted model, not a curated record. Bases 156 to 761 code for a protein of 201 amino acids.